AUGCCAAGGUCAUGUUUGACUAUUUCGGACAAAAAAUGGCUCCAAUUAUGCGGCAGCUGUUGGGCUUUUAGUGCUGCUGGAGCAUUAGAAGGUAAACACAGAAUCGACUGCAGUUCAAAAUGUGGAAAUUAUGGUUGUAUGGGACUUAUGGACCAAAACUAUCAAAAUCAUUCAGUUCAAUAUCGUUUAGCUGCUAAUGCAGUAAACACGGGGUUAAUGAAAGAUCGUUUAGUCACUAAAGCUGGUCAAAUCAAUGUUCAUUGCGGUUAUAAUAUUAUCAACUAA
Molecule: messenger RNA, 285 nt
Organism: Dracunculus medinensis (Guinea worm)
Lineage: Eukaryota; Metazoa; Nematoda; Chromadorea; Rhabditida; Dracunculidae
Source: the annotation of a GenBank genome assembly